AUGUCUGCACUCGACAGCGAUGCUGUGUGCUACUACCUAUAUGACCCAAAGUUGGUUCCUCCGGCGCGCAGCAAGUACAUCCGCGUCGUUUCGGAGCUGCUUGCCGGAUACUAUGACCCUUCUUACGUCGACAACGUCAAUAUUAUGGACAUUCUGCGCGGUGGGACGAUGGAGGUGGUGGAGCUGUGCGAGGAUGCUAAGUACGUCCUCUCGAAGGAACCAACGGUGCUCGACUUGCGGGUGAGUGAAGAGGACGAGUUUGUGUUUGUAGGCGACAUCCAUGGCCAGUUCAACGACUUACUGCAUAGUGUCUUGUCUGUUCAGCUGGCAAAGUCUACCCCAGUGCCGCCAAAGUGCACAAAUGUCGCUACGCAGCCGACACAGUGCAUAGAUGACAAGAAGGGCAACUGUGAAGUGGAUCCACCACUGUUCGUCACUUCAGCCCCGACGCUGUCUUCAUCCUCUGCGUCUCUGUCCUCUAGCACUGCCGCUCUGUGUCGCCACGACGACAGUAACGAUUUCGGAACUGACGCGGGAAAGAUAGUUCGGUUUUUGUUUCUCGGGGACUACGUUGACCGUGGCCCGCGCGCGGUGGAGGUAAUUGUGCUUCUCCUGGCUCUCAAGAUCGAAUACCCGAAGCACGUCUUUCUCCUACGCGGCAAUCACGAAGAGGCCCAGACCAACCGCCUGUAUGGCUUCUUUAACGAGUGCCGUGCAAAGUUCCUUAUGGUUCCACGCACCUGUGCCACCAUGCCUGACGUAAAGUCGAAGUACGUUGACGUGUGUGCCUCCCUCAUCCAGCGCUCACCGAAAAACGCUGCGAAGGAGAACGCGGGGGUGGAGUACCACAGUUCGCAUGAACAUCUUUUGCACCUGGGGGGAAUGUGCACCUCCCAACUAGCUUUCGACUCUGCCAGCAGCCGAGGGAACAGUAGCAACACGGAGGCGAAGUCCUCCUUGACCGACCCCGAUGUGGACGCGUGGAUGUCGUUCAACACGACCUUUCGCUGGCUCCCGUUGGUGGCCGUCGUGCGCUGCUGCGCGGGAUUAUUUUUUUGCACACAUGGGGGGCUGAGCCCGACUCUGCGCCGCAUUACACAGCUAGACCGUCUUAAGCGCGAGACGUACGGCACCGGUCUCUGCGAGACGAUCACGCCGCAGCUGAGCAGCAGCUGCGGCGUGACAGGCAGCCCGGAGCGGUCACCCCCUGGCGCCUACGGCAGUCCUACCUCGAAACGGGAGACGAACCAGAUCAUUGAUGGCCUCUUGUGGUCCGACCCAUCAGAUCACGAGGCAGGGUGUCAGGUGAACGUGCGGGGGUGCGGCUACUCAUUCGGCGCAGAUGUCACGCGUCGCUUUCUCGACUCUAACAGCGGCUACGCCCCCUCACAGCCGCUUUUGCUGCAGCUAGAAGUGAAUCAGGAGGAUGAGGAAGAGUGGGGCUCGUGUCCUGGAGCAACACCUCUAGGGAAGGAUCAGCACGUCGAAUCUCAGCGCAUGCACUUUAUCAUGCGCGCCCACCAGUGCGUCAAGGCUGGGUUUCAGUGGAACCAGGAGGGGUUGGUGGUGACCUUGUUCUCUGCCCCAAAUUACUGCGGCAUGAACGGCAACAAAGGCGCCAUUGCGAUACUUCGCGGUGAGGCACAGGCGCCUGGUGCUUCGAUUCAGCUCGGGUUCAAGGUGUACGAUAGUUACAAGCCUCCCUUGCCCAUCGGUGGAUCGCAGGUGACUCAUAGUAAGUCCGAGCAAACGAAGAGUGGAAGCAACCUGUCAGCGGCUGGCGGCACCCCGUCGCGCUGCCCAGCUCUCCCUCUGCGUGACCGAAACAUCGUGAACAAUCCCAUUUUGGAGGCAUACUUUGGGAGCAUAGCAACUCCAGAAAGCUGA
Molecule: messenger RNA, 1887 nt
Organism: Leishmania braziliensis MHOM/BR/75/M2904
Lineage: Eukaryota; Euglenozoa; Kinetoplastea; Trypanosomatida; Trypanosomatidae
Product: serine/threonine protein phosphatase-like protein
Exons: 1
Coding region: 1-1887 (628 amino acids)
Cellular component (GO): cytoplasm; nucleus
Molecular function (GO): protein serine/threonine phosphatase activity
Source: RefSeq, a predicted model, not a curated record